UUGUCAAAGUCUGUGAUCAGGUUGUGCAGUCAACGUUGGAGUCUGUCUUGUGUUACCAGGUCGGCUCAUCAGCGCUUUACAGUGAUAUUAUUUCUGCAGCACCAGUGUUUUCAGGAAGGAUUUGUGCAGAUUAAAAUCUUUUACAAUGAACAACUACCGCGCAGCUAAGUCUGGAUUUGCCAGGGAAGCCCAAGCUAAGUUAGAGGCGAAUUUCCCUCCGGAAGAGGCCAAGAAGUGCUUAGAAUGGAUCGAGGCUGUGACAGGGGAGAGGAUGAAGACGGACUUCGGUACGGAUAAAGCUCAGGCCAUGCAAUGUUUUUACGAGUCAUUGAAAGACGGAAUGGCGCUUUGCAAAUUGGUAGACGCCCUGUCCCCUCCUGAUAGCAAGAUCGACUUCAACAGCAAGACAUUUCAACCCGCCAAAAUCCCCGCUUUUGUUGCUGCUCGGGAAAGGGAAAGAAUUGGACUUUUCUUAAACAAAGCCAUGGAAAUUGGUGUACCAGAAGCUAAUUUGUUUCAAACAGACUAUCUUUAUGAAAAAACUUGUCUUGUACAAGUGUGUGCGUGUAUCAGAGCCUUAGGCAUUGAGGCACAAAGCAAGCCUCAUUACAGAGGACCCAUGAUGUGGCCGAAAAAAUGCGAAGAAAACCGAAGGAACUUUUCAGAGGAGCAACUUAAAGCAGGGCAGCAAGUUAUCAGUCUUCAGUAUGGUACAAAUAAAGGUGCGAGUCAAGCCGGGAUCAACAUGGGGAAGCGCAGGAUGAUCAUGCAGGAGUAAAGAUGACUAGAGUGCAUUAUGAACUUGGCUUACCGGAAUGCUGAUCUGAAAUAUUGAACGAGUUUUCAAAAAAAAAAAACGUGGUGCCAAAGUGCACAGGCCAAAGAGCUGUUUCAGCCAGACUAUUGCCACAUCAUAUUUAACCAUUAAAAAAUUUACAUUUGUUCUGAACGGCUAUUUUUGUAAUUACAAGUGUUUUAUGUAACUUAUUUCAAUCAACUGACAUUGUCCACCAUUUUCAAACCCAUGGCUGCACAUGACACAUCCCUUGUCGUCACUGAAGAACAAACGUCGACAAAUUAAGCCGACAAAAUAGAUCUCUACAUCCCUGUCAGUUGACGACUGCAUCCUUAUCAAUGCCUUUUCCACAAACUGGAGACAGCGUAUUUGUUUAAACUCCACGAAUUCAGAAGACAAUGAUUUCUGAAAGCCAUUACGUAACGUUAAGUAGUGGUGAUGAUGGAAACAUACCAGGCGAUCAGAUAGUUAAUUGACGACGACGUAUAAAGCGCUGCAUGGAAGUUUCUUCUGUUGCCUUGCAUGACGGGACUUGUGUUUAAGGAGGCGGCCUCGUUGCAGAAAGUUUUUCUCUUACUACCUUCAGCUCACAAUUUGGAAAGUGACAUUGGGAUAAGCGAAAGUAUACGUCGACAUACGUCAUUAAUGUUUGGAAUCGUGUAUAAACUUCUGUUACAAACUAACGUAUAUAGAUAUAUGCUUGGAAUAGAAAGAAAAAAUACACACAAAGCGAGUGCUACGACGCAGUGGAAUGACAUUUUACUUAUAUACAAAUUCCUUUCAGUGAAAUUUUCUCGAGAAUUUAUAGAAUGUCAUGUGGAAAAUGCGGUUUGAUCUGAUCAUUUUGACUUGUGUCACGUGACGUCAUUAUUCGUCGAUUACAUUGCGCCUAUAGACUGGACACUGAUAAACUGUAAACCUCCCACCUUAAUGUCUCUGAGCAAAGCUGUUUAGCUAAGCUCUCAUUCAUUGUCCAUAUUUGUACAGGAUAUACUUCAAUAUGUGUUCGUUAAUAAACAUUUGAGUAAUUGUUCUAAA
Messenger RNA from Liolophura sinensis, 1834 nucleotides. Its product is annotated as myophilin-like. The coding region runs from base 146 to 778 and encodes 210 amino acids. The transcript has 4 exons. Gene Ontology annotation, biological process: actin filament organization. The record is from RefSeq and is a predicted model, not a curated record. Gene Ontology annotation, cellular component: actin cytoskeleton. NCBI's taxonomy places the organism in Eukaryota, Metazoa, Mollusca, Polyplacophora, Chitonida, Chitonidae. Gene Ontology annotation, molecular function: actin filament binding.